Molecule: messenger RNA, 1350 nt
Organism: Pediculus humanus corporis (human body louse)
Lineage: Eukaryota; Metazoa; Arthropoda; Insecta; Psocodea; Pediculidae
Exons: 9
Coding region: 1-1350 (449 amino acids)
Source: RefSeq, a predicted model, not a curated record
AUGGGUACUCAAGAAUUUCAAAGAGAAUACAUAGAUUAUUUACAACAGAGAAAUACUGAACUAUUAAAUAAACUUAGUCAAUUGAAAGAAAGUUACGAUAAUAAUCUUGUGACAAAAAACACAAAUGGGCAGUAUUUUAGUACGACAGUCGAAGACAUUUUGAAUGUUUGCAUAUCCCUACCACAAGAUAUAGACAAAUUUUUCGAAGAAAUAUCAGCAGCUAUGAACACAUUAAAAAAUAUAUUGCUGAAAAAAUCUGAAAUGGUACAGUUAUUUAAAAAAAUAUCACUCGAGUCAAAUUUAUUUACGUUGGGAAAUGAAAAAAAUUGUCUGGCAGAAGAAACAAAUUUACAACAAGGCACUGGAAAAAAAAUUUCACCAAUGAUAAACGGACAAGUCAUUUCAACAGAACCGAGAAUAUAUUUAAACAGGGUAUUAACACCUACCAGGAAAGUUGAACCUCUGUCUCCGAUUGUAGAAACAAGUCCUGCAUGUUCACCUGAAUUAAUAACACCAAACAAAUCAUGCGAAGAAAGGGGAAAAUUCAACAGCAAUUCGAGAAAUUCUAUUAAAAGUGAGGAAUUGAUGGAAAGUGAAAAAAUUGAUAAUGAUGAUAAAUCAUCAAAUGUACCUGGUGUAAAAAGGGAAAAAUUAGAUGACAUCACAUCACGUUCGAUUAGGCACAAUCGAAAUAGUUCAUCGCAAACAAAUAAAAACAAUACGAUCGUAUUGAUGAGAGAAAAUGAAUUCGAUCCAUUAGAAGGUCCAUCAUGGCGUUUUAACGGUCGUCGUUCGUCAAAUUCUUCACCUUCGAACGUUUCAAAUACAUUUGUUAAUUCAAGGCGGCAUAAAUACAGAUUAUCCGAUAUGAAUAAAAAACAAAAAAAAUCUGGUAUAAAUGUAAGAAAUUCAAUGAAAAAAAUGGAAGAUUUAAACAUGUCACCGUUGUCGUCACCGUUGUCGUCACCGUCGUCGUCACCGUCAUCGAUGACGUCACAAUUUGUUGAUAAUUUUUCACGGGAUGAUAAUAAUGUUUUUUUAGAGGAAAGUGAAAAUCAUUCGACGAUGGAAAAAAGAGAAACGGAAUUUUCUUCAGAGAAACAACCGGUUAUACAAUUAGAAGAUUGCAUGAUUGAAAAAAAAUCAAAAAAUAAAAAUAAUAAUAAUAAUAAUAAUAAUAAUAAUAAUAAUAUGGUUAAGGGAAAAUUCAAAAGCAGAAUAUUAAAUGAAAUAAAAUUAGAUGAAACAAUAAAUUCGGAUGAAUCCGGAGGGAGGACGAACAUUGCGGGUGGUAGAAAAAGAAGAAAAGCCGCACCCGUUAAUUUAAGCGAACCUAAUUUAAACACGUGA